CGGACAUAUUGACAUUUCGUCACAGCCGCUCCACGCAGUAGAAGCAUGGCUCCAGGAGGGAAGAUAAAUAGACCGAAAACUGAAUUAGGGAAGAAGCUCUUCAAGAGGCGAAGAGCUCUGACAAGGGAGAAGAAGAAGAGGCAUAAAAUUGUUGGAGCAGUAAUUGACCAAGGACUCAUUACUAGACACCACCUGAAAAAGAGGAGCUCCAGCUCAAGAGCUAAUAUCACCCUCUCUGGAAAAAAGAAACGUAAAUUGCUCAAGCAGCUCAGUCACGUGGAAAAGGAGAAGGCUGGCAUGGAAGUUGUAAUAGUACCACAGAAAAAGGAGCCAGCCCCUGCUUCACAAAAAAAGAGUAAACCAAAGAAAGCAAAGGUUCCUGUGUCAAAGGACGUUGAAAUGAUGGAUGAAGAUAUGGAAUGAAGACUCUUGAGAACUGUAUCUACUCCCUGAAUUCCCAUUGAAAAAGCAGACUGAAGCCAAUACAAUGGGGAAAUCUGCCUGGAAUGCAAUAUAUACUGGUGAAGGAACACCAGAAUUCUGCUGCAUAAAUCAGCUACAUUGUUUUCACUUAAUGAUUCAGAAAGACAUUCCUUCUUGUCUUAAAUAUUUUCUCAAUUCAAUGGCUAACCAGGACCACAGCAUGAGUGCUGCGCAUAGCUUCUCCAGAAUGACAGUUUUAUAUAUUGUCAAAUUGUUCAAUGGAGCUUAAUUCUCACAUACUACAGGAGGUGUGCCUCAUGUUAGAUAUGUGGGUCAGACAAGUUGGAUGAAUACACAUGCACAGCACCUGGUCCACUCACUGUGUGAAUAUAAAUUUAUGAUUAAAAAAUCUGUUACAUUUUAAAUGAUUUUUUUAAGCUUGCCUUUUGUUUAAUAAUAGACACUUCUUGGCCUUCCAAUUGCCUUAUUUUUAAGUUUUUAGUUUUGUGUCCAAAAUAUUUGAGAGAAUAAUAAAAUCUAGUCUCAAAUUUGUUAAUCACAAAUAUGUUUCUAAGUGUUUUGAAGGCUAAAAAUUGCAGAGUACUCUGAUUAAUUCUUGAAUCUAAUUUGUUUUGUUUAGCAGAGCUGUGAUAGAACUAGAGGACAUUGUAAGUCUCAAUGUCAGUUGUUACUGCAAUAUGUGAUUAACAAAUUGUGCUAAAUACAAUGCAAAUAUUGCUUCACAAGAGAGCCCAAAAUGCACACAAAUAAAGUGCAAUGAUUGAAAAUAAUAAAGUAAUAAUACACCAGUUUUUAUUGUUUGUUAACCUGGUUUUGGAAAGAAAAAGCUGGUUUAAACAAAACUGGGUUUUGAGAUGGUCUAUACAUAUAAAUAAGAAAAUAAUUCCUUUCCAAUCACUGCCUACUUGAAAGGCAGGAAUUAGAAUAAAACCCCCCAAA
Molecule: messenger RNA, 1383 nt
Organism: Chanos chanos (milkfish)
Lineage: Eukaryota; Metazoa; Chordata; Actinopteri; Gonorynchiformes; Chanidae
Gene: c4h11orf98
Product: chromosome 4 C11orf98 homolog
Exons: 4
Coding region: 46-423 (125 amino acids)
Source: RefSeq, a predicted model, not a curated record